Molecule: messenger RNA, 1566 nt
Organism: Salvelinus namaycush (lake trout)
Lineage: Eukaryota; Metazoa; Chordata; Actinopteri; Salmoniformes; Salmonidae
Gene: gdf3
Product: growth differentiation factor 3
Exons: 4
Coding region: 1-1566 (521 amino acids)
Biological process (GO): SMAD protein signal transduction; BMP signaling pathway
Cellular component (GO): extracellular region
Molecular function (GO): growth factor activity; cytokine activity
Source: RefSeq, a predicted model, not a curated record
AUGGACUCUGUGUCGUUUCUCUUAACACUCUACAACAGUGCUCAGCGUGUCCCUGUACAAGGUGUUGCAUGCGACCCUGAGGGGAGCCACGAGGCCCACCGCAGGCUGGUGCUGUCCCAGUCGGUGCAGCUGGAACCAGAGGCCGGAUCCCUCACCCUGGACCUCACAGCGCUGGCAGAGAACUGGCGUAAACUGGGUCAUAACUACGUCCUGGUGCUGGAGCUGCAGUCACACCCCGUCCACACCCAGGCGACGGACAUCUUCAUGGCCCGGAACCUGGCGAACGCCGUCCUGUUAGGGCCGACCGUAACCCUCCAAGAGUUCCAUGCCUCCCUGGUGGUUGUAAUCCUGAAGCCGCUCCAGUGCCGCUCUCGGCAGAAGAGUUGCACCGUCUACCUCCCGGUUACACCCAGCAACGUGUGUAAGCCGCGCCUCAUCUACAUCGACUUCAAGGACGUGGGCUGCCAAAAGAAAGAUACCCAGGGAAAUGGAGAAGAUUUGAAGACUCAGGAGCGCUUGUUUUUAAAUUCGUUGGGUCUCUCAGCUCGGCCAAAGCCGUCAGCACACCGCCGCGUUCCCUCGGUGUUGUGGAGGAUGUUCAAACGUACCAGCACCCGGGAGAACGACACCCACGAAAGCGACCGGUGCAUGGUGUCUGAGUAUGGAGUUCGCGGGAACAUUGUUCGAUUUGUGCAGGAUCAAGGUGAACUGGUGUCAGGCUGGAGCGGCAGCUGCCACGACUGUGUGGAGAAAUACAUGUUCUUCAACAUGUCCGUCCUGCAGCCCGUGGAGCAGCUCUCUCUGGCGCAGCUGGAAAUCAAGUUCCAGUGGGACAUGUUCCGCACACCAAGGUUCCUCCUGGGCCCACAGGCGCUCAGCGUGUCCCUGUACAAGGUGUUGCGUGCGACCCUGAAAGGAGCGAGCCACGAGGCCCACCGCAGGCUGGUGCUGUCCCAGUCGGUGCAGCUGGUACCAGAGGCCGGAUCCCUCACCCUGGACCUCACAGCGCUGGCAGAGAACUGGCGUAAACCGGGUCAUAACUAUGGCCUGGUGCUGGAGCUGCAGCCACACCCCAUCCACACCCAGGCGACGGACAUCUUCAUGGCCCAGAACCUGGCGAACGCUGUCCCUUUAGGGCCGACCGUAACCCUCCCAGAGUUCCAUGCCUCCCUGGUGGUUGUAUCCCUGAAUCCACUCCAGUGCCGAUCUCGGCAGAAGAGGAGCGCCGUCUACCUGCCGGUUACACCCAGCAACGUGUGUAAGCCGCGCCGCCUCUACAUCGACUUCAAGGACGUGGGCUGGCAGGACUGGAUCAUCGCUCCGCAGGGCUACCUGGCCAACUACUGCCACGGAGAGUGCCCGUUCCCACUGAGCGAGAGCCUGAAUGGCACCAACCAUGCCAUCCUGCAGACACUGGUGCACUCCCUGGACCCCCACGGCACACCCCAGCCCUGCUGUGUACCCAUCCGCCUGUCACCUGUCUCCAUGCUCUACUACGACAACAACGACAACGUAGUCCUACGUCACUACCAGGACAUGGUGGUGGAUGAGUGUGGCUGCAGAUGA